Molecule: messenger RNA, 522 nt
Organism: Rotaria socialis
Lineage: Eukaryota; Metazoa; Rotifera; Eurotatoria; Philodinida; Philodinidae
Source: the annotation of a GenBank genome assembly
AUGGCAAAAGAUAAAAAAAAUAAUAAUGUCAGUCAAGAUGAAGAUGCUAUGGAUACAAGUAUAGCUAUUGCCGGCGAAAAUGGAUCACACGAUACUGAAAAUUCUGGUCCAAGUUAUGAAGAUAAAUUUAAAUAUAUGAAUGCAAUGGCAUCGCCUAUUGCACCGAAAAAAUUGGCAAAAAAACUAUUCAAAUGUGUUAAACAAGCGGCUAAACAAAAAAAUUAUAUCCGUUUAGGUUUACGUGAAACACAAAAAUAUAUUCGCCGUGGCGAACGAGGUCUUGUAGUAUUUGCUGGCAAUGUAUCACCCAUUGAUAUUUACAGUCAUAUGCCUGUUGUUUGUGAAGAAGCAAAUAUUCCGUAUGUAUUUGUACCAUCAAAAGAAGAUUUAGGAAGUAUAAUUCGUGCUAAUCGAACAUGUUGUUUGUUAAUGAUUCGUCCGCAUCCGGAAUACAAAGAAUUAUACGAUGAAAUUAUUGAAAAGAUCAAUAAACUUGAACCUUUCCGUGGUCAAACUGAUUAA